UUUGCAUGAGCUGCUAUUACUCGUCCUAUUAGCUACACGCGUUUUUCUCAAAUCGUGCUUUUUUUGUGAAGUGUUAAUUUCUUUUGUAAAAAUUACUCACUAUUAUGUUUUGCGACACAAAUCCUUGCAUUUUCGGCAAUGCGUGCAGCUGAAAUGAUUUGAGAAUUGCAGGCCAUUCGUUGCGUCUCUGGCUGUUCAACUCAAGCAUUUUUGAAACAAAUGAGUACGAAUGCCAUAGCUGGGUAUCUCGCGCGCUCGUGUGUGUGUGAGUGGUGUAUAAAAGAAGAAUUGCAAAAGAAAAGAAACGAAGACGAAAAAAACGAAGCGAUAAAAACGGUCACCCCCGCUCGUUUUGCCCAUAUUUGGUUCACAGGCAAAAUAGAAUCCGUAAAAACAUAAUCCUCAUAUGAUUAGAAAAAACGAGCAAUUUAAUACAUGCAUGCAUGUGUGUACACAGUUUUCUUUACAAUUUAUAAUCCCGAUGUGAUUUUUAUUUUACCGCGUCUCUUGUGCUUGCAGAGGAAUAUAAAAUGCAUAUUUCCCGUGUAAUAGAUAAAUAAAUAAAUACAUUCAGAUCUGCUGCACUUUCUGGCGCCAAAGUGCAAAGACACAAAAAAAAGAUCGAAGAAAAUAAAUGUAAAAAAAAAAAUCGCCGCGUGUGUGAUAGAACCAACACAGCGACACGGCGUGCGUAACACACAUACAUUGAACUGACACUGACGACACUCACACACUUACCCAGGAUUGCAACAGUGUGUUCCGUUUCUUUUUUUAUUGUUGUUUUGCGCGUUUGUGUGUGUGUGUGUGCGCGUGUUCGUUUCUUUUUGGUUAGUUUUCAUUUUGUGUGCCGUGCCGAUUCUUCGCCGGCUUAAAAUCCAAUAAAAUGUCUGAGUUUGAGGAUAGUCCACAGCAAAAUAGCCAAACAAAAAAACCACUGCAACGACACCAAGCCAUGACAUUCAGCACGAGAUCGGGAUCGAACACACAUCCGCUAACGCCGCUCCAGGAAGUACGCGAGCCCGAGGAGGGGGCCGAAGAUGAUUCUGCUGCCGGCUCACCCCUCGUCUCCCGCAAAUCUCUCAUGGGACGGAUGAAGCUGCGCGUUUCAAAUAUCCUGCCAUCUUCAUGGUUCUCACCAACUUCUAAGGCCACCACCCCGGAGGCCCAAGAGGAGCAGCAACAACAACAGAAUGGAACAGGAACAACGUCUCUAACGAAAAGGAAACGAGGACGCCGUCGCAUAGAGCUGGCCGAACCUGACGGCGAGGAUUCACCCGCUGGGGGCCUGCUACCCGAUGUGGAUGAUGGCGCCGCUGCACGAGGUCUGGACUACGAGGAGGUGGCCCUGGCCGACAACAUAGCCGAGCAUGAUUUGGUUGGCGAGGAUGAGCAGACACGCCGCAGCGAAUACAAUGUGUUCGCCUUGCGCAAACGGCGCACUGCGAUUGCCGCCGAUGAUGAUUUUGAUGAAGAUGACGAAGAGGUGCCAGAUGGUGACGAAGAGGAAGACGAGGACGAUGGUGACGAUGAUCACGUACAAGCGUCAGCCUCUCCCCAGCCUAAGCGUCGACGGUUGGAACUGGAGACAAGCGUCCAUUUACCAUGCAUGCGGCGACUGCCAUUGCCACUGGUUUCCUCCACGCCCGCUGCUGCCGCUGCCGCUUCCGCCGGCCAACUAUACACCUCAGGCAAUUCUCAGGCAUUGGGCACCCGCAGCCAUAGUCGUGGCUCGAACCCGGGUGGCGUGGCUCCGCAUCGCCGCACCCACUUGAACCUCUAUUACCAGCAUCAGCAGCGUGAGCCGGGCUACAACUUCUUUGCGGGCAACGAGUCGGCCGCCGAGGCCACCACAGGAGAUCUGCCAGUCAGUAUACGUCGAUCGCUGAACAUCCCAGCCAUAGAGCAUCCACGCGGUCGUAGCUUCAGCUUCGGGCAAACCAGCAGCAGUUUCUCCGCCGUGCCAUUGGCCUACCACAAGAGACCCCCUCUGCUGGGGCAGACUGACACGGUCCCCGAAGCAUCCCUCGAUGUGGCACAGUCAGAUAAUGAGAGGAUUGAGCAACUACUGAAUAUCUGCAAAUCCAAUAAUAAUAUCAGCAGCAGCAACAACAACAACAACAACAUUAUCAAAUCGAAGAGAGGCGCCGCCACAGCCACAGCAGCAGCAGCAGCUGGAGCGGAAGCGGGAGCGGGAGCAGAUUUGGAGAGCGAACUGAAUGAAUAUGCCGAGGCAGUGGAGGCCUCCGAUUCCUAUCCCGACCAUCACAACAGCAACAACAACAGCGACCAAUGGUUCUAUGGGAAUUUGCAGAGCGCAAAGUCAAUAUUCACACGCGGCUCGGCCCAACCGACGCACCACAAUUCUACGUGUUCGCUGAAUUCGCUGAACAAGCGGCGGCGCUUCAAUGCCUACAUCUAUGGCAGCUCCUCGGCCCUGAGCGACAGCCGGCUGUUGACACGCAGUGCUUCCGCCUCGGCCUGGGGCUCCGGCUCAACAUUAAGCUCGCCCUUCUACAAGGGCCAGACCACAUUCGGCGGCAAUUCGGCGCACAAUCGCAUCUUUGGCCAGAGUGGCGGCUCCUCGUCAUCGGUGGCCAUAAACUCGGGCGGCCGUUCACCGGCCGCCAAUCAGGCGCCACCCCAUACCGGAUACCGCAUAAAGAAAAUUGCUAUGGGCCCCAGAAAGCAAACAGAGACACCAAACACAUCGGUCGUGGACAGCAUGUCCCUCUCGACCUCCACACGUCGCAUCCUGAGCCUACUGGAGACGUACUCCUCGCCUCUGUUUGAUGUCAAGCGGCUCGGAAACACACUGAAGGAGCAGCAGCAGCAACAACAGCUGCAAAAGCUGCAAACUAGCAUUUCCUAUUCCCCGCCAAUGCAACAGGUACUCGAACGACGUCGCCUGCACCGUGUCACCCAGAGCUCGAAGGAUUUGCUUUUGAAUUACAAGACAAAGGCAUCAUCGGCCACCACCAUGGCCCUGGCAGCUCUGCCAGCUCUGCCAGACCGUCACACCAAUAAUAAUAGUCACACGAACAAGAUGCGCUCCCGACUGAGUCACACGUCGUCGCGCAAGCCGCGCGAAGAUAUCGAAAUGGCUCCCGAACCCCUCGACUUGCCGAUGAUCAUUUUCCCGGCCAUGGCAAAUACACCGACAUUUGAUUUGGUCAUCAAGCCACCGCCGCCGCCGAGGGUGCCAUCGGUGACGGCCAACACGACAACGGAUCUCCAGAUGAUUCCCAGAACCCAAACUGCAGUCCCCAGGCCUGCGGUUAAUUUUGUGGGUGCCAAUGCUAAUUCUGCAGCAACAGAAACAGCAAGAGCUCCAGCUAAUGCCAGGGGCAGUGGCAGUGUCAGUGUCAGUUCUGCAGCCUUGCAGCCUAGCAACGUAUCAGGACGUAGAUUCAGCUUUGUUGAACCCAUACCAGUACCCAUACUGGGAGAAGGAGAAACUGCACAGGAAUCGAGGAACACGCGCCAUUUCUCCUUUCCAGCACCAGCUUCAUUGGAGAUGCAGCAACAACAGCAGCAGUCGCUGCCAUUUAUGAACGGUCCAUCCACCACCGCUGCAUCCGCACAUAAUCCAAGCAGCAGCCAGCUGAGUGUGGUAGGAGGCUUUAGCCAGCAGUUUAUGAAAUCAGCCACUGAAUGGGAGUGCGAUGUGUGCAUGAUCAGAAAUAAGUCGGAGCUGGUUAGGUGCGCAGCCUGCGAGACGCCAAAGCCUUCCAAGACUGCCGCUCCACCUACAUCUGCAGUACCAUUGUCGGCUGCCAGCGGGUUCGGAGAUCGUUUCAAGAAGUCUUCGAGUGCCUGGGAGUGCGACACAUGCAUGAUAUCCAACAAGAAUGAGGAUAGCAAGUGCGUGGCCUGCGAGACGCCGCGCCAGGGAGCUACCACAGCAGCCAGCAAAACCACCACCGACUGUUUCUCAAUUACAAACAGCCCGGGGUGCGGUUCCGGCUCUGGCUCUGGCUCCGGAUCGGGAUCGGGUUUCUCCACAUCCAGUUCGAGUUCCGGCUUUGGGCAGGCUUUCAGGCCCAAGGCCAACACAUGGGAGUGCCAGACAUGCCUGGUGAUGAAUCAGACGAGUGCCGUCGAGUGCGUCGCCUGCCAGUCGCGCAAUCCCAAUGCCAGCAGCGAGUCCAGCUCGAGCUCCUCCACAAGCAAUCCUCCAACCAACGUCUCUUCGAGCACCAGCAACAGCAACACUACCAGCUUCAAGUUUGGCUUCACCCCAGAGCAGCAGCAGCAGCAGCAGGCAGUCAAACCGGGUGCCAGUUUCAAGCAGCUGGUGGCUGCCCAGAAGGCAGUCAGUUGGGAGUGCGAGACGUGCAUGGCCAUGAACGACCUUUCGCUCUCAAAGUGCUGCUGCUGCGAGCAACUGAGGCCGAGAAGCGACGACUGCAAACCCUCAUCCAACGCCACUCACCCGGUGCCCACGUUCACGUUCGGGUUUGUGGCAAAAGCAAAGGAAGCAGCACCAGUCCAGCCAGCCCUGCCGGCUCCAACAUCGAACGCUGCUCCUCAGUUCUCCUUUGGCUUUGGCCAGAGCAAGGAUGUGGCAGACAGCAACAACGCUUCGACAGGAGGAUUCAAGUUCGGAGCCCUCCCCACCCAGGAGGAGCCAAAGUCAAUCGAUCUACGGGCAAUUCCGACUGGCACAAAGGCCACAUCCACCACAGGAAUCGAAACAGCAGCAACAGGAGCUGCCGGAGCAGCAGCAACAGCGACCCCCGUUAGCCAAUUUUCAUUCAGAGCCCCCACCACCACAUCGACACAGCUGUCCUCCAGCAGCGACACGGCUACCGCUACCGCCGCAGCUACCACAAGCGCAACCGCAACCGCCGCAGCUACCGCAACCGCAACCGCCGCAGCUACCACUGUCAAGAGUCAAGUGUUCAGCUUUGGAACCCCGUCAUUACCUUCUUCAUCAUCGGCAGUGUCCAGUUCGACGCACACUUCGGGCAGCAACGCGAGCGCCACCCUUGCGAUCAGCUCCUCCAAUACGAAGCCCAUGUUUAUCUUCAGCGCUGCCCCCUCCGCAACGACCAGCAGUGUAAGCAGCAGCACUAGCCAACAGCCGACGGUGACGACAGCACCUGUGGUCUUCUUUGGGGCUGGGACCACAACCAAUCCAGGAGGACCAGCCGCAACAUCUAGCACAUCGUUUGCUGCAGCACCGGCUCCAGCAUCGGUCUCUGCCGCUGCAGCGCCAGAGCCAGCGCCGGGUUUGUUCAGCUUUGGCGGUCCAUCUUCAGCUAGCUCCACGAAAAAAGCUGCCCCCAGCAGCAACAGCAACACCUUCUUCUUUGGCCAAACUCCGACAUCGACGGCAGCCCCGACUACAAAUGCGACGGGCUCCAUCUUUGGAGCAGCAGUAACAUCAGCAGCACAGCCGCUAAGCUUUGGAGAGAAGAGAGCGGCAUCGGGUAUACCCGUAAACACCCUGACAAAGCCCGUAAGCUUUGGCUGGCCCAGCGCCAGCGCUAGCCCUAGCCCCAACCCCAUACCCAGUAAUGGCAGCACAGCCCAGGUCCCGGCCACCGCCACCGACAGCACCAGCCUCCCGACGGUGGUGUCUGGCGGCUCUGUUUUCGGCAGUGGAUUUGGAGCCGGCUUCGGCAGUACAUCGGCCGCCAGCACGACAACAACUCCGGCACCGACUUCAGCUUUUGGCGGCAAUGGAGCCCUCCCCACCACGGGUUUCGGCUUUGUGGGUAACUCGAUGGCCCCCCAAUCUUUGCCUGCGCCUGCGUCCGGUCCGGCUGCUAUGUUCAGUAAUGCCAUCACGCCUGCCUUUGGCGGCAGCAAUGGAGGGGGAGGAGGAGGCUUUGGCGGCGGAAGCAAUGCCGCAGCUGCAAAGCCAUCAUUUAACUUUGGAGGCUCUUCGGCUCUUUCCCAGUCGGCGGCCACAUCUGGACCCUACAACUUUGGCGGCACCACGGGCAGUGCGAUCCCCACUAAGCCGGCCUUUAAUUUUACGGGCUCGGCUACAGUGUCCGCUGGCACAGCAACACCACAGGCGACGCCUGCCUUUAACUUUUCCGCCGGUUCGGCGACUGCCAAUUCCCUAGCAUCGGGCGAUCGUGUCUUCCAGUUCGGCGCUUCUGCGGCUCCUGCUGCUCCUGGCGCAGCUCCCAGGCUCGGUGCUCCUGGGGCAAGCGGUUCGUCAAUGUUCAAUUUUGCGGUCACAUCGACGCCGCUGCAAAUGCAGAUGCAGCUUCAAUCCACCUCCAGCUGGCAACGCCGCCCAGAAUUCACAGAUGGCGCGCCGCAAGAUCCGCGCCCCCGUGCGCCGUUUGCCGCCACGGUAGAAGUGGCAUCGCAGGCCUCCGAAACAACAUCUACUGAGGCCGCCGCCGCCGCCCUCGCCAUCGCUUUAGGGGGGGGAACCGAGUGCAACAGCCACAUGAAUGAAGAACAUGCACAGGCACAACCACAACGAAUGGGAUUGGCUCUAGAAGACGGUGAUGCACGGAAAAUCGGGCAGACGCCGCAGGAGGAGGAAGAGGACGAGGAGGAGCUGGUAACGGAUAACGAGAGCAGUGACAGAACGCUAGGGGCAUCAUCCGUUGGUGGCCACAGACGGAGUCGCCGUCACAACGAUCGUAAUCAGCAGCAGUUUCCCCACGUUUCUAAAUACCGUUUCGUACGCAGCGUCACAGGUACCGUCUCGGCCUCUACGGCUGGGACCGCCACAGAACCAGAUGAAGAAACCACAACCACCAUGUUCAACACGGCAGCCGCCAAGCUGACCAGACAGAAGCGGCUUGGAGUGUUGCACAGCAGGCGGCAAACUCGCAGCAGAGUCACCACCUCCGCCAUCAUGAGCAACAGGAGUCACAGAGGAAGUGGCACCAAGAGAAUCAGCCACCGUCAGCGCUACAACGAUAACGACGGAACAGAAACAGGAGUAGGUUCCGUCGCGGGAGUCGGUGCCAAGAGCUCCCCCCAUGUCCUGCGCAGCCGUUACAAACUGGUGCGACGCCGAAGCAACCAUGAAGCAAUAGCACCACUGACUGAAGCACAGCAGCCGUAAAGGACGCUGGAGGAUGAUGAGACGCGCAGUCACGCGUACGAAACUGUUCACCGGAAGCAGAUGCAGAUCCCGAUGCAAAUGCAACAUCGCCAACGGCAACCAUAUUUCGUAGUCCUCUCUCUAAACACACACACAAAAUUUGUUUAAGUUAUAUUAAUUUGUUGGUUUUAUGGACACACACACACAUAUACUGCGUCCUCAUCAAGCAGCUCUCGUGUCCAUUCUCUAGUUUGUAAUGGAUCCUUUUUUAUGCUAGUUUUUUUGUUAAUUGAUUAUAUGAUGGGCGCAGGCAAGCCGAAAGCGAAUGAAAAACAUAGAAAAUCAGGGAUCCGGAUUGAAGGAUCAUCAUCUUCGUCGUCAGAGUGUGGUCUUCGGGCAGUGUAGUAGUGUACAGUAGGUAAUCCUCGAAUCAAUCCAAAAAGAACAAGGACCAUCCCAUACACAUGCCAGUACAUUGCAGGCGACGGAAUUGUAAAUUUCAAUUUAAUUGUAUUUUUAGUCAUUUUAUUUGCAACUAUUGUUUCUUGAUGCAUACAUGAGAUACAUAUAUAUAUAUAUAUUUAUAAGUAUAAUUAGUAACCGAUAAUUAUGUAAUAAUUAUGUUGUGAAAAUGUAAAGAGAGAGAGAGAACGGGGAUAGCGCAAAGAAGAAGAAUGAGAGUAAACUAUAUUAUAAUAUACAUAUAUAUUAAAAAUCAAGAGAAAGCAUCAUCUGCUUAGAUAUUUUUGGAAGCAGUGGAAAGGAAAGAAUACGGAACAAGUAGAGGAAAGAAGGGAGAAAAAGGAGAUGAUAAUGAUAAUGAGGACCGCAUUACUAGUUUGUGUUAGUUUUUGUUCUUCAUUUAUAGAUUUAUCCAAGGAAUUCGCGAUCGAAACACAGAAGCAAGAGCCACAACAGCAGUACACCAACAAAAUACAGAAAACAGAAACUAUUUAGAAACGUAAAUGAAAAAACCUAUAGCUACCGAUAAGAAAGAGAUAGAGAAAAGAAUAGAAGAAGAGGAUCAGAUGCACAGUGGCGAUAAUAGAGAGUUAUGAUGAUUAUACGCAUGUUUUAUAUAUACAUAACUACAUAAAUAUAUACACAUGGAAAACAUUAAAAUAUUUUAAUAUAAUUUUUAAUUGAUCAUUUGUAAGUCCCGGGAAAAACUGAGUUGAGGAAAUCGGAGAGAAUUCGUUUUAAGAAACGGUAUCGUAAUGUAAAUAAGUAAAUAUAUGCGGUAUGAUAAUUAAAAAAAAGCAACAACAAAAUAUACCCACAAAAUCCUGUGAAAAGAA
Messenger RNA from Drosophila miranda, 8319 nucleotides. RefSeq names its product nuclear pore complex protein Nup153 (gene Nup153). Gene Ontology annotation, biological process: RNA export from nucleus; protein import into nucleus. Gene Ontology annotation, molecular function: structural constituent of nuclear pore. Gene Ontology annotation, cellular component: nuclear pore. The coding region runs from base 884 to 7042 and encodes 2052 amino acids. Lineage: Eukaryota; Metazoa; Arthropoda; Insecta; Diptera; Drosophilidae. The record is from RefSeq and is a predicted model, not a curated record. The transcript is spliced from 7 exons.